AUGGCCUGGGUUCAUGAUGAUGGUUGCAGGGAGGUGGUUGAGACUGCCUGGCAGGAUGGAAGGGAUAGGGGUUUGCUGAAUUGUCAGCAAUAUUGUGGUGGUAGGCUUAUGCGGUGGGGUGGGAAGCACAAGAAUCAAUUUGGUGACCUUAUAAAGUGUUUGAGAAAGGAACAGGAUGCAUUACGACACCGGAGGGAUUCAGCUGAUUUGGCUGAGUUUCGACGGAUCGAAGUCAUGCUGGGUCAGGUGGAGGUUCAGGAGGAUGUGUUUUGGAGGCAGCGGGCUAAGCAGCACUGGCUAAGUGGUGCUGACGCCAACACAAAAUUUUAUCACAGGUAUGCCUCUGCUCGUAAAUGUAAGAAUUAUAUUACUAUAUUAAAGGAUGAUGCUAGUGAUUGGAAUAUUGCUUUAUUACGUCCCUAUGAAUCUGAUGAGGUUAGGAGUGCUUUAUUUGCAAUGUUUCCUGAUAAGGCACCAGGGGCAGAUGGAAUGAACCCGGGCUUCUAUCAGUAG
This is a messenger RNA of Ipomoea nil (Japanese morning glory), 513 nucleotides long. RefSeq lists its product as uncharacterized. Lineage: Eukaryota; Viridiplantae; Streptophyta; Magnoliopsida; Solanales; Convolvulaceae. The transcript has 2 exons. The record is from RefSeq and is a predicted model, not a curated record. Bases 1 to 513 code for a protein of 170 amino acids.